Molecule: messenger RNA, 1461 nt
Organism: Salvelinus fontinalis (brook trout)
Lineage: Eukaryota; Metazoa; Chordata; Actinopteri; Salmoniformes; Salmonidae
Gene: msrb3
Product: methionine sulfoxide reductase B3
Exons: 8
Coding region: 312-914 (200 amino acids)
Biological process (GO): response to oxidative stress; protein repair
Cellular component (GO): cytoplasm
Molecular function (GO): peptide-methionine (R)-S-oxide reductase activity
Source: RefSeq, a predicted model, not a curated record
AGUCAUUACCUAACUAAGAAGUCCACAGUAGACAGCUCCCACUAUAGUGCCAAGCUGCAAAGUCGAAAUUGGCAUAAAUUGUGAUAAUGUAUGAAGACGUCAAUUCGCUUUUUGCUCUUCAUUUAAGAGUAGGUCAGGCACACGUUUAGGAGUAUGGUUAAUAUUAGCGUUAGUUUUGAAAUCCGAUUUUUAAAGGAGAUAAAUUGUAGAACUUCCGGGUUUUGCAGCUUGGCCAGAUAGUGACAACCCCUCAGACAGGCCAGCGGUGUGUUCUCCGUUUCUCUAGUCUCACUGAGUUGUGUUCACAGCUGAUGCACGGACACGGGACGGACCGCAGGUCUGCCAGUGGGUUGACGAUCUGCGUUACUUUGUUGUCCCUGCUACUUUUUACAGGAACCUGCCGGACCAAGAAGACAUGGCCCAAGUCCUUCUCUCAGGAGGAGCUGAAGAAACGUCUCUCCCCCAUUCAGUUCCAUGUCACCCAGGAGAGAGGAACAGAGAGUGCCUUCAGAGGGGAAUACACUGAAUAUAAAGAGGAUGGGACCUACACCUGUGUCGUCUGCGGCGCCCCGCUGUUCAAGUCCGAGACCAAGUUUGACUCUGGAUCAGGUUGGCCUUCCUUCUAUGACCUGGUAAAGGAGGAGUCAGUCACUGUAACAGACGAUUUCGCCUACGGGAUGCACAGAGUUGAGACCAGCUGUAGUCAGUGUGGUUCUCACCUCGGACACCUGUUUGAUGACGGGCCCAGACCCACAGGGAAACGAUACUGCAUCAACUCUGCCUCUCUGGGCUUCCAGUCUGCCUCAGCCUCUAGCCCACCCAGCAACGGAGCUGGGGCUGGGGCAGGAGAUGGGACAGGGGCAGGAGCUGGGGCUGGGCCAGGUGGUGCGGUCGGGGGCAAGACUGAGCUCUGAGUAGGGUCUCCUUGGUCUUGGACAGAUUUCAGGAAUACAGGAAGUACAGGCACGGUCACUCACUCCUUAUCCAAACUGGUAGCCUCGUUCCUGGUCGAAAUGUUACAAACAGAACAGCUGGAGAAUAUAGGUUACACAGAUAUGAAAACAGUCAGCCAACUAGGUUACACAGAUAUGAAAACAGUCAGCCAACUAGGUUACACAGAUCCGAAAACAGUCAGCCAACUAGGUUACACAGAUCCGAAAACAGUCAGCCAACUAGGUUACACAGAUCCGAAAACAGUCAGCCAACUAGGUUACACAGAUCCGAAAACAGUCAGCCAACUAGGUUACGCAGAUCCGAAAACAGUCAGCCAACUAGGUUACGCAGAUCCGAAAACAGUCAGCCAACUAGGUUACGCAGAUCCGAAAACAGUCAGCCAACUAGGUUACGCAGAUCCAGAAAACAGUCAGCCAACUAGGUUACACAGAUCCGAAAACAGUCAGCCAACUAGGUUACACAGAUCCAGAAAACAGUCAGCCAACUAGGUUACACAGAUCCAGAAAA